AAUCGCCUAGAGAGAAUAAUAUUGAAGAGUAGAUUAGCUUUGUGAUCGAUGGAAGAAGAAGCUUGCUUGGUCGUCUACUGCCCCAGUGGUGGUGGGCGGAAGCCGAGCCUUGUACUUUCACCAGAUCUACUCGGAACCAAGACUCGAACUGAGCCAGAUAACGAGAGGCUGAGUUUGGUCAGCAAGUCAUGCGCCCCUUCUGCUGUAACCGACUUCCGCUCGAAAGUUGUGACUUCUCUCUCCUCGUCUGCGGCGGCUCCGGACGCAUACGUCUCUCAGCCGCUCUCCACACGCCACGCCGUCUGCCUGGCUAGCGUGGAAGGCAUGGUAUGUCACUCCUGCGUCCAGCUCAUCGAGACCACAAUCUCCAAGGAACGCGGUGUACAGGGCGUCAGAGUCUCUCUCCAAGGGAAGGAGGCAAUGGUGGAAUUCGACCCGACUCAAACCACUCCGCAGACCCUGGUGUCGGCAAUUGACGACAUGGGAUUUGAAGCUCGACACAUUUCAACCCACACUUCUGAAGCUCUCGGUACCUCUGUCUCUGUUCCGUUCCGGAAUGAGACUGGUGCAGGAAUGGGAAUGGAGAGAGCGGUUGUGGGAAUCGAAGGCAUGGUGUGCCAGUCGUGUGUGUCCAACAUUAGUAGCAAUCUCGGAAAGAUGGAGGGGGUUAAAAACAUCUCGGUGUCUCUUUCGGAUAAGAACGCCAGUAUCACUUAUGACAGGGGCCUCCUCAGUGUGGAGCAGCUACGUGGAGCCAUUGAAGAGCUAGGGUUUGGGGCCAGCUGUGAGGAAAUGUCAACUGGAGCUGGUGGGGAGGAGGGGGACGGUGGGGAGGGUGUGAAGAAGUGUUUUGUGAGGAUCGAGGGAAUGACCUGCCAUUCAUGUGUGAAUCUCAUUGAGUCUGUCGUCGGAGACCUAGGGGGUGUGGUCAGUGUCACCGUUACCCUGGCAACAAAAGAGGGAGUGGUCGAGUACAGGGAGGGGCAGGUUGGAACGGAGGAGAUACGAUCAGCUAUAGAAGACACUGGAUUUGACGUCGUCGCAAUUUCAGCCACUUCCUCUGACCUACCACCACCAGUUGAUGCUGCCACAGCCACAGUGGUUGGUUCUGCUGCCUCCACUGUUGUUGACAGUGUCCUGUCCAGCGACAGCGAGGGGGCUGACAGCGAUAACCCACUGCUGAGCCCUGAUAAACAGGGGCUCACCCAAUCAAAGAAGAAAAGAACGAAGAGAUCAGGAAAACAACUACUGCCAAGUGUCCAAUUCAGAAAAUCAUCUCCGGCCAGGGGAGGAGGGUCAGAGGUCGUCGUCCUUAGCGACGGUUCGGACUCCACCAAGAAGAAGGCGGUGGUGAAGGUGACGGGGAUGAGCUGUUCUUCCUGCGUGGCAAAGAUUGAGAGACAUCUUGGGAAAAUGGACGGUAUCCACUCAGUGCUGGUGGCUCUCCUCUCUGAGAAAGCAGACGUGCAGUAUGCAGCGGACAGGAUCAGCCCCGACAGGAUAGUCGCCGAGAUACAGGCUCUGGGGUUUGGGGCACAGCUCAUUUCGGAGACGGACAUUUACCAGGAGGGGCAGCUGGACCUAGCAAUAACAGGCAUGACGUGUUCCUCGUGUGUCCACCUCAUUGAGAGAACGCUCACGCAGACACCCGGAAUAGAGAGAGCCGUUGUCACCUUGGCAACCGGACGAGGUCGCGUGGACUUUGACCCCAGUGUUAUCGGACCUCGUGACAUCAUCAAGCUAGUGGAGGACGCAGGUUUUGAGGCAAAGUCAGUGGCCAAGUCGCUGGUCCAGACAGACUUCGACAACUCUAGCACCAUUCGUCGCUGGAGGUGGACGUUUGUGGUGACCGCCGUGUUUGCCGUCCCAGCUGUUCUACUGGCAUUCAUCCCCAGUGGAGUUCACUGGACCAUCAUCAUUCCUGGGGUCACCAUACGAGACCUACUUCUCUUCCUCAUCUCCACAUUUGUCCAGAUUGUAGGUGGUCGUCAGUUCUACGUGUCUGGCUACAAGUCGGUGCGACACGGAGCAGCCAACAUGGACGUCCUCAUCGCCCUGGGAACCACCAUCGCCUACGUGUACUCGGUGUGUGCUCUCUUCACGGCAGCUGUCAUCACUCAUUCUCCAACCAAGACCUUUUUUGAGACUCCGCCCAUGCUGCUGGCCUUCGUGUCUCUCGGUCGCUACUUGGAGCACAUCGCCAAGGGAAAGACUUCUGAGGCGCUGGCUAAACUGGUGUCUCUUCAAGCCACGGAGGCUCGACUUAUCACCACUCAGGAGAAAGACAGAGAGAGGGAGGAGAUGAUAUCGGUGGAGCUGGUCCAGCGAGGAGACAAGCUUAGGGUUCUGCCGGGAGAGAAGAUUCCUGUUGACGCCAUCGUCCUCAGUGGCUCCUCCUCCAUUGAUGAGAGCCUCAUUACUGGUGAGCCAAUGCCAGUCUCCAAGGCAACAGGAGACACAGUAAUUGGAGGAUCCCUCAACCAGAAUGGUGUGCUCCAAUUGAAGGCGACUCACGUGGGGACCGAGACAAUGUUGUCUCAGAUUGUGCGACUUGUGGAAGAAGCACAGACCUCCAAGGCGCCCAUUCAAAGACUGGCAGACCGCAUCGCCGCAGUGUUUGUGCCUGCCAUUGUCUCACUGGCUCUCAUCACCUUCAUCGCCUGGGCCAUUGUGGUAGGAGUGGCAUCACAUGAUCCUCAGUGCAAGUCUGAAUCGGAGCGCCCUGCACACUGCUACUACAUCAGUGAGGCCUUUGUCCACGCGAUGGCGGUGCUCCUCAUAUCAUGUCCGUGUGCUCUGGGGUUGGCCACACCCACUGCUGUCAUGGUCGGAACGGGGGUGGGGGCUCAGAACGGAAUCCUCAUUAAGGGAGGCGAGUCCCUGGAGACGGCUCAUAAGGUGACGACGGUAGUGUUUGACAAGACUGGGACUCUGUCAGUUGGCAAGCCAGAGGUCACGCAGGUCAUCGUAUUUGUCUCCGACUCUCUCUGCUCGUCCAAACUCUUCACUGCCAUUGUCGGCGUCGCCGAGAGCCACAGUGAACACCCCCUCGGAGGAGCCGUCGUUAACUUUGCCAGGAGGAGCUUGGGGCGGGGCUGA
This is a messenger RNA of Geodia barretti, 3099 nucleotides long. The record is from the annotation of a GenBank genome assembly. Lineage: Eukaryota; Metazoa; Porifera; Demospongiae; Tetractinellida; Geodiidae.